UGAUAACGAUUGAUAAAGUGAACUUUAAAAAGUUUAUUUUCUAGUACGACACCAAAUUGCUAAUUUGUAGAGAAUUUCUAUAGAGAUGUCUUCAAAGCCGCUUGCAGGGAAAGUAUGUAUUGUUACCGGGGCAACGCGCGGUAUUGGUAAAGGAAUAGCACUUCAACUUGCAGAGAAAGGGGCAAAAGUGUAUAUAACUGGACGUACUUUAGAUCCACCAAAAGGUUCAAAAGUUGGAGGUUCAUUGCGUGAUACAGCACAAGAAGUCGAAGCCCGCGGUGGAAUUUGUGUUCCAGUGCAGUGCGACCAUUCGAAAGACCAGGAUAUCGAAAGACUGUUUGAGCAAGUUAAACGCGAAAAUGAGGGACAGUUGGAUAUAUUAGUAAAUAACGCGUAUUCGGCUGUAAAUGCAAUUUUCAGCUCCUUGAAUGUGAAAUUUUGGGAACAGUCGCCAUCCAUGUGGGAUGACGUAAAUAAUGUUGGAUUAAGGAAUCAUUACAUUUGUUCUGUUUAUGCUGCAAGAAUGAUGGUUCCCCGGAAACAAGGACUUAUAGUAAAUGUAUCGUCAUCUGGUGGACUUCGAUAUCUGUUUAAUGUCGCUUAUGGUGUCGGCAAAGAAGCUUGUGACCGAAUGGCCGCCGAUUGUGGAUUUGAACUUAAGAAACAUAAUGUUGCUUUCGUAAGUUUAUGGCCUGGUGCGGUUGGUACAGAGACAGUCCUGGCAAAAUUAAAAGGUAAUGUUCAGGAGACAAUGAAAGAUGCUAAUAUUCCAAAGCCAAUGAGAGACUCAGAAAAAAUGUUAAGCAUUUUCGAACAAGGUGAGACAACUGAAUUUGCUGGACAAUGCAUUGCUGCAAUUGCAACUGAUCCUGAUUUGAUGAAAAUGAGCGGGAAGAUAUUAACAACGGUUGAGUUAGCACGAACAUACAGUCUCGCAGACGUGGAGGGACAUGGGCCGUCGGAUUACAGACAAGUCAAUUUUCUUUUGAGACAAUAUGGACAUCCAUGGCUAGCCUGGUGCUUUCCAAGUUUCAUUCGUAUACCAAAGUGGUUCGUUGCUCUAGCAGGAAACAAAUUUUAUUAGAACAAAUAUAUAUGUUGUGUAUAAUGGAAUGGAAAGGAAUAACAAUAAGACAAAAUGUUGAAAAAUGUCAGCAUGUGAUGAGCUGUAGCAAUGUACUUGUAAACACAAGUCCAUAGGAUAUGGGUUUUUUUGACAUGCAAAAACCUGCUUUAAGCAGUUAACUUUAUGUAACUGAUAUGUUUGUAUAUGUAUGAUAUAUGUGUGCUUUUAAAGAUUUAAAAGAU
This is a messenger RNA of Ruditapes philippinarum (Manila clam), 1308 nucleotides long. RefSeq names its product dehydrogenase/reductase SDR family member 1-like. Bases 86 to 1084 code for a protein of 332 amino acids. The transcript has a single exon. The record is from RefSeq and is a predicted model, not a curated record. NCBI's taxonomy places the organism in Eukaryota, Metazoa, Mollusca, Bivalvia, Venerida, Veneridae.